CAAAUCAAACAAACCUUUGCCUCAUGUCUGCUGUCAAAACAAACGCAUACUGUCAGAUUCCACCAGAAAUUGCAAAUACGAACGGUAGAGGGAAUUGCUUAUUUUAACUACAAUUUUGCUGAAAAUAACUAUAAAAAAUCAUGUCCGAGAGCAGUUCUAAGGAUACUGUGCUGAAAACAGCGAUGACAUACAUCUGUGGCG
Messenger RNA from Rhagoletis pomonella (apple maggot), 201 nucleotides. RefSeq names its product DNA-directed RNA polymerases I, II, and III subunit RPABC4-like. Gene Ontology annotation, cellular component: RNA polymerase I complex; RNA polymerase II, core complex; RNA polymerase III complex. Lineage: Eukaryota; Metazoa; Arthropoda; Insecta; Diptera; Tephritidae. The record is from RefSeq and is a predicted model, not a curated record. Gene Ontology annotation, biological process: DNA-templated transcription. Gene Ontology annotation, molecular function: DNA-directed RNA polymerase activity; DNA binding; zinc ion binding.